Molecule: messenger RNA, 1089 nt
Organism: Fonsecaea multimorphosa CBS 102226
Lineage: Eukaryota; Fungi; Ascomycota; Eurotiomycetes; Chaetothyriales; Herpotrichiellaceae
Exons: 1
Coding region: 1-1089 (362 amino acids)
Biological process (GO): putrescine biosynthetic process
Molecular function (GO): agmatine deiminase activity; protein-arginine deiminase activity
Source: RefSeq, a predicted model, not a curated record
AUGCCGGCUGCAAGACACGUUUCGGACAUGCCUGACCAGCCUCACCAGCAGCCCCCGAAAGCCCACCAUCAUGGUGGCUUUCGAAUGCCAGCGGAAAGAGCGCGCCACUCACACACCCUGAUGGCUUUUCCCAGCAUUGAAUCGGCAGAAAGCGCAGAGCAUCUGGAGGCCCUACAAUCCGAAGUGACAAGCAUCGCCAAUGCGAUCUCCCGCUUCGAGCCCGUCCACCUCUACGCCCGGGAGGAACUCAUCUCACAGGCAACAGCCAUGGUUAGCAGCAAUGUCUCAGUCAAGCCAGCGAUGGUCAGCGAGCUCUGGAUUCGGGACAGCGGGCCGGUCUUCGUGCAAGACUUGUCGACAGGCAAACGGACCGCUGUCAAGUUCAAUUUCAAUUACUGGGGCGGCAAGCUCCCCGCGAUUGGCGACGAGGGCAUCGCGGCCCAAAUAGCCACACACGCAAACGAAGCCUCCGUAUCCUCGAAACUGACCAUGGAAGGAGGCGGCAUCGAGCACGACGGCGAAGGAACAUUUCUGGGUACGGAGAGCUGCAUCAUCAACGACAACCGGAACCCUGGACUCUCCAAGUCGGACGCCGAAGCUGAGCUUGAAGACAAGCUUGGAGUCACGCACUUCAUUUGGAUUCCUGGCGUCAAGGGCUACGACAUUACAGACUACCACAUCGACGCGCUAGCACGCUUCACGUCGCCGGGAGUCGUGCUCCUCAGCAAGCCCGGGCCGAACGCUCAUGCCACUGCAAUCGACGUCUACAACUCUGCCCGGUCUAUCCUCACAUCUGCGAGGGACGCGAAGGGCCGAACUUUGACGGUCCACGACUGCGAGGAGCCUGACACAACACUACUCGGCUCACCAGACAAGUUCAACGAGGUCAUCGGAUCGUACGCCAAUUACCUCCUCGUGAACGGAGGCGUCAUCGCGCCCAAAUUCGGGCAGGAAAAGCAGGACACUGCGGCCUUGGAGUUGUUCAAGAGGCUGUUUCCUGACAGAGAGGUGGUGCAGGUGCCCAUCAACAUGUUGCCGAGGACAGGUGGCGGGAUCCAUUGUGCAACGCAGCAGGUUCCGGAGAUCUGA